AUGAUUUGGAAAAGCCUUCAGUUUGCUACUGAAUAUUACCAAUUAAAUUCACCAUUGAAACACAGGAUAGCAAUUGAUGCAGUGGCAGAUGCUGGACCGCAUUCACAACCACGGUCGCUCAUUCCCGAAACUACAGCGGCAAAUGAAAUACACUUUUCUGCACCACCUAUACGCCUAACUGAGCAUCCACCAGCUACAAUUUACAAUGCUUUUAAUUUCGUCCUGCAUCAAUGCACAAGCCACAACUUGCAUUUGUUAAAUAUAUCUUAG
This is a messenger RNA of Echinococcus granulosus, 270 nucleotides long. RefSeq lists its product as hypothetical. NCBI's taxonomy places the organism in Eukaryota, Metazoa, Platyhelminthes, Cestoda, Cyclophyllidea, Taeniidae. The record is from RefSeq and is a predicted model, not a curated record. The transcript has 2 exons. The coding region runs from base 1 to 270 and encodes 89 amino acids.